CUGGGCGGUGAUUGGCUGCGUCUCUCUGCUUCCUGAUGUUUAGGCCCGGCCCGCUCAGCCGCUCCAUCGUUGCCACCCUUGUUGAGACAGCAACCCCCUGACCUACCGGUUUUCCUCAUCUACCGGACCUUUAUACGGUCUGAGGAGAUCCUCAUCUGAAGUCCUGCAGCACCGGGCCGGAGUCUGGAACCAGGAAGCUGGUUCUGUGAUAUGGGAGUGGUGAGUGCCCGUUUAGCAUCAAUAGCAAGCUGAGAGUUGACCCAGGAUCAGGCCUUGCAUUAAUCCUCCAAAGAGCAUUAGAAGGCUAAGUUUGGACCUACCGAGGUGAGCAGAACGGGCUUUGCUGAUUCACCAUGAUGCAGAUCUCUGAUUCCUACAACCAGAAGAACUCGCUCAUCAAUGCCAUGAACCGUUUCAUCGGUGCGGUCAACAACAUGGAUCAGACGGUGAUGGUACCGAGCCUGCUGCGGGAUGUCCCGCUGGAUGACGGCGAAGACCCAAAGGCUCCAGAGACAGACACCAGCAGAACCUUCUUCCCCCAGGAUGGGGACAUGUACAGCUCAUACGUUCUACUCAAGUCGAUCCGGAAUGACAUCGAGUGGGGCGUCUUGCAGGGUGAAGAGCGACCCAAAGAGGUGGUACCAGAGGUACCAGAAGUACCAGAGGCACUGAGAGCGGCAGUGGAGGAGGACGACCUGGAAAAACAAUUCCACUUCCACCUGACCGGACUCCACACUAUUCUGUCUAAACUGACUCUCAAAGCCAACACGCUGACCAACCGCUAUAAAGAGGAGAUCGGCUGCAGGAACUGACCCUGUUCUGAUUUCUGUACAGGAAUAUGUCCACACGGGUGCUUUCAACCUCACUUUAGCUCAUUAACUACAAAUCUCUCAGAAAACACAAAUCUUGAUGACUCGGUAUCGUUUUAGAAGUUCUGGUUCUGCAAUCAAAAGCUCCUUCGAUGAACAAGUUUAAAAGCUCAAACCAGAAUCAGAGUAAAGCUGUUGUAACAAAUCAGCAAACAAGUUAGCUUUUAACGCAAAUGCGGUAGCAGAACACUCACCCCUCCCCUCGGGUAUAUUCACCUCUGCCGGAACCGGAAACCCGCGACGCUGGACAAAAGACGGUGCUAAACACCACUCUCCAUUUUGUAGGUCCUGAACGUCUUUUGUUGUCCGUGACUGUAAAUGGUGUAUUUAUUUUUGGGACUCUGGUAGUUUGUCCUAAAGGUGAAGGGGUAGCAGACGGCUGUUUCUCCUCUGAUAUUAUUGAGUCUAAAGAGUUGCUGGCUAAAUACAGGGGUACGUAAUCAAUGGAGGUCCCAGAGAAGUGUGGCGGUCUGGCGAAAAUGACAACCAGGUGGUCCAAAAUGUGUUUUUGUUGGAGGAUUUUAGACAAAUCCAAGAAAAACAAUUUCUUAAUUAUUAUUUUUUUUUAUCUCCAAAAUAUAUUUAUUGCUAUAUUAUGUUAACGUUAACUGAUUAACUUUUAAAUGCAGCUGCUCACUGUGUGUUUUUUUUAACAGGGCGGGCUUGGCAUGAAAAAAUGUUUUAAGCUAAUUUGUUUUCCAAAUUUGUUCUUGCAGCUUUAAAUGGUUUAUGAGAACGGAAAGACCCAAAGGUUACCCACAAGGUCCUCGCUGGUAUAGCUGUAAAUGCACCUUCAAAGUUCUGCAAUGUGUUUACUUGUUGCAUCUUUGCUCGUUAGUAUUUAUUUGUUUUUAAGUUAUUUUCUCCCCAAUAGGAUGUGUUUUUUUUAAACCUUCAUGUUUAUGUAAAGAUUUGGUGUUUAAGAUAGAAACAGAGGAUAAAACCCAAGUGGGCUGUAAUGAUGAUAAACCGAACUACAAUUAGGAACAAGGAGGUACCAACAGGAACCAAACUAAUCAACCGGACUAGCAGGACAGAUCCAGGUGUGGGAAUAGGAGGUUGGUUACUGAAUGUGGGCCAGGUGAGAAAAUUACAAACUUAUCUGGUGAGGAGCUGAACUGGACCUAAUUGGAACCAGAGGACCAAACUGGAAAUAAACUAAAUAAAAGAAACUAGACAGUCAAACUUAGGAGUAACCAGAGCUGACCCUGAGGGACACCACAGGAUCUGAUGGACUUUUUCAGACAAGAUUCAUAUUUCUAAUUCUGUUUAUUCAGACCUGGACCUAAUCUAAUGACCCUAUUGUCCUAAGAAUUUACAUGUGUUCUUGUCUAAUUGGCUCCAGAACCUAAGAGGUUCAUUUUGUAGCUAAUGAGCUAAGAUAGGAAGAACAACCUGUGUGGUCUCUGCCAGGUCUUUGUCCAACUCUUGAUUUAUUGUGUGGCUGGGGUCUUUGCACUAAGUUCCUCUCAUUGGUCCGUUUUUUUAUUUAUUUUUUAUUCUGUCUCAACAUCCUUCGUCUCGUUUCAUGCAGAAAAUUCAAACUCUGUAGCUGCUGAGAGCACAACAAGAACAUCUGGUGUCUAAAAGAACCGUCAGCACCAGAACCAGCUGGUCCAGUUCAUUUCAGAUGUGGAUGUUUGUUUUUAUUUAACAGAAAACUUUUCUCCUUCUGGUUGAAACCUUUAGAAAAUGAAACUACUGAACAUGAACACACCUGAAAACCAGAAGUUGUUGUCAGACUAAACCGGAACUACACGGGCUGAUCUGAUUGGCUGAUGUUUACCUGAAACUGGAUAAAAACUAAAUAAACUGGACUGAAUUUUUAAA
Nothobranchius furzeri (turquoise killifish) is the source of this 2699-nucleotide messenger RNA. RefSeq names its product mid1-interacting protein 1-B. The record is from RefSeq and is a predicted model, not a curated record. Gene Ontology annotation, cellular component: cytosol. Gene Ontology annotation, biological process: regulation of lipid biosynthetic process. NCBI's taxonomy places the organism in Eukaryota, Metazoa, Chordata, Actinopteri, Cyprinodontiformes, Nothobranchiidae.